Messenger RNA from Tuber melanosporum (Perigord truffle), 4307 nucleotides. RefSeq lists its product as uncharacterized. The transcript is spliced from 11 exons. Gene Ontology annotation, biological process: nitrate assimilation. Lineage: Eukaryota; Fungi; Ascomycota; Pezizomycetes; Pezizales; Tuberaceae. Gene Ontology annotation, molecular function: nitrite reductase [NAD(P)H] activity; flavin adenine dinucleotide binding; NADP binding. The record is from RefSeq and is a predicted model, not a curated record. Bases 788 to 4120 code for a protein of 1110 amino acids.
GCACGAAAAAGUUCUCCUUGGGUACUUGCAUUCUACUCGAGUACCGGUACCGUAAGAACUGGAAUACCGGUACCGUAAUCGAACCUCAUUCCAGGACGUUGGGGCUGCCUCUCCCACUGAGGCCUGCCCUACUUUUCUUUUUAUCUGCCUCAAUGGAGGGCCGAAAACUAGCUUUUUUGGGGUGAUUCCCCCCGCUAUCGAAAGAGGGGAAUUCUGGACGCCUCAGCAUGAGGCUCGAUUAUUUCAAUUCUUGGUACGUACCAGUAUUUGAAACCCAGCUGGACUGAUACGCGCCUGUGUCCUUCAGUUUGAGAAUCGUCGCGGCAGCGGGAUUUUUGGGGUUUUCUUACCCAGAGUUAAUUGCUUGGCCUAAACGUCUCUAGUAAUUUUUUGUUCCGGCAGUGCAGUAGUAAUGGAGAAUAUCUCCUUUGACAAACAAGGUGUUCCUAAUUGGCGGCAGCAGCGUUAUUGGCCUGGACGGGCGAUAUCUAGGAGCUUCUCCCUAGUGUGGUCGCCAAUUCUGAUAUCCCCGCUUCCUCUGAAUUGCGGGUUACUCUUAUCCCUUCCUAGCACUCCCGCUAUCUUGCGGGUUGUGGAAAGGCUGUUAUCAACUGUGGCAAACUUGACUUAUUGAUAAAGUGCUGCGAUGGAUUAUUUUCUGGACCUUCUCUGUCUCGUUAUCCUCCUGUUUCUAAGUCGUUAUUCAUCUAGCCCCACAAAAAUCCCCGUAACAAUUGACCUUUCUCUGACUACCAAGAGCGAAGACACAAUAUUAGCGCCGGUGGUGAUGGACAGCAAACCUUCAAUUGCCAAUGAGGAUGGCCCGACUGAAACGAAUGGAGCCAACGGAAUGACGAAUGAUAUGUCAGGUGGUGAAAAUGGCACAGCCCCACCAUCGCCCCAAAGAAAACGAAUAGUAAUUGUUGGCCUGGGGAUGGUAGCAAUUGCAUUCAUUGAAAAGAUCCUAAAGCUUGAUGCCGAAAGCAAACAGUACGAGAUCGUGGUUAUCGGGGAGGAGUCUCAUGUGGCAUACAACCGUGUGGGAUUGACUUCAUUUUUCGAACACCGAAAGGUCGAGGACCUCUACUUGAAUCCAAAAGAAUGGUAUGAAUCAAAACCGGGUGUCCUAAACCACAAAAUCAACACCAAAGUCACAGCCAUCGAUCCUAUAUCAAAAUCAAUAACAACAUCCGCCGGCUACGAUGUAACCUACGAUAUUCUAGUGUUAGCAACUGGCUCCGACGCUGUUGUCCCAUCAAAUACGCCCGGACAUGACAGCGAGGGAGUAUUUGUUUACCGGAAUAUCGAGGAUUUGGAGAAGUUGAUAUCAUUCUCUGCCACAGUAAAUGAAUCAACCGGUUGUGUAGUGGGUGGUGGAUUACUUGGUCUUGAAGCCGCGAAAGCGAUGAUGGACCUCGAGCGGUUUAAAUAUGUCAAGCUAAUUGAUAAAAACCCUUGGGUUUUGUCAAGACAGCUAGAUCAAGAUGCCGGGAGAUUGGUGCUUGAGAAGGUUACAGAGCUGGGACUUGACGUAUUAAGUUGCAGAAAGAUUAAGACGAUCAAUUCCGACGAGAAUAAUCAAACCAAGAGUGUCACGUUUGAGGAUGGAGAGACCAUGGAAACUACAUGUAUUUGCUUUGCAAUUGGUAUCAAACCUAGAGAUGAGCUCGCUGAUAGUGCCGGAAUCAAGACUGCCAGUCGCGGGGGUUUUAUUAUUAACAAAGACGUCGAAACAACAGUCCCUGGGAUUUAUGCGAUCGGGGAAUGUGCUUCAUGGGAAAACCAAACUUUCGGUCUGAUUGCUCCCGGAGUCGAGAUGGCCGACGUCCUUGCAUUCAAUCUCUGCAAAUCGACUUCGCAUGGCCAUUCUGAGGCACCAAAAGCUUUCAGACGCCCUGAUCUCUCAACCAAACUGAAGUUGCUUGGUGUCAAUGUCGCUUCCUUUGGUGACUUUUUCGCGGACCGGGAUGGACCUAAAGAGUUGCCUGGUCGCUCUCCAAGCCAGGAGAGGAGAGGAAGGGAAGUCAAGGCACUUAGUUACAGAGAUCCCUUCCAGGCUGUUUACAAAAAGUACAUUUUUACGUCAGAUGGAAAAUAUCUACUUGGUGGCAUGAUUAUUGGGGACACAAUGGACUAUAUUAAACUCGUAGGAAUGGUCAAGUCCAAGAAAGCGUUGGAAGUCCCGCCUUCGCAAUUAAUAUUAGGCGCAAAAACCGAGGGAGAGGAGAACCCAGACGACUUGGACGACGACACCCAAAUUUGCUCAUGCCACAACGUAACGAAAGGAGAUAUUAGCAAAGCGGUGAAAGACGGCAGCUGCAAGAGCUUGGGAGAUGUCAAGUCUUGCACAAAAGCCGGCACCGGAUGUGCUGGCUGCAUACCACUCGUUCAGACAAUCUUCAAUGCAGAGAUGAAGGCCAUGGGAGCCGAAGUUUCAAAUCAUCUUUGCCCACACUUCGCCUACUCCCGUGCUGACCUUUUCAAUAUUAUUAGAGUGAAGGAAAUAAAAACCUUCCCUGAAGUAAUGCGCGAGUGCGGUAAAGAUCCCGAAUCGCUUGGCUGUGAGGUAUGCAAGCCGACUAUGGGGUCUAUAUUUUCUUCUCUCUUCAACCAGCAUGUAAUGGAUAAACCUUUGCACAUGCUUCAAGAGACGAACGAUAAGUUCCUUGCAAACAUUCAGCGAAACGGGACCUUCUCGGUUGUUCCUCGGGUGCCCGGCGGGGAAAUCACGCCCGAUAAACUCAUCGCUAUUGGUACAGUAGCGAAGAAAUAUAGUUUGUAUUGCAAGAUCACUGGUGGGCAGAGGAUUGAUAUGUUCGGUGCGCGAAAACAAGACUUGGUGGCCAUCUGGUCAGAGCUUGUAGAGGCGGGGAUGGAGAGUGGGCAUGCUUACGCUAAGAGUUUGAGAACAAUCAAGAGCUGUGUAGGGACUACAUGGUGCCGCUUCGGUGUCGGCGACAGUGUUGGCAUGGCAAUCAGGCUGGAAGAGCGGUACAAAAGUAUUCGUGCGCCACAUAAAAUUAAAUCUGGUGUUUCGGGAUGUAUUCGGGAAUGUGCAGAAGCCCAGAACAAAGACUUCGGCCUUAUUGCCACCGAGACAGGGUACAACAUCUUUGUUGCUGGAAACGGGGGCUCCAAGCCUCGCCACUCCGAACUCUUAAUCAAGGAUUGUCCCGUAGAAAGGGUUAUCCCGAUCCUGGACCGCUACCUAAUGUUCUACAUCCGUACCGCAGACAGGCUCCAGAGAACAGCCCGCUGGAUUGAAAAUCUCCCGGGAGGAAUCAAAUACCUAAAGGAAGUAAUCCUGGACGACAAGCUCGGGAUUUGCGACCAGCUCGAAAAGGAAAUGCAAGACUUGGUGAAGACCUACUUCUGCGAAUGGACGGAAGUUGUGAAAGACUCAGAGCGACGAAAACAAUUCCAGCAAUUUGCCAACACCUCCGACGCCAGCGAGACCGUAGAAAUUAUCAACGAGCGCUCCCAAUCCAGGCCAACAUACUGGCCCAAAGGAAGUGUAAAAUACGACUUCAAAAACCACCGCUGGUCAAAUCUAGCCUGGCAACCCAUCAUCGAAGCCUCAUACUUCUCUAGCGCGAAUCUCUCAACACCCGUAACUGCUGCGGUCAAGCGGGGUGAUACCCAGCUCGCCAUCUUCAAAGUGAGAGGCAAAUACUACGCCACCCAGCAGAUGUGUCCUCACAAGCGGGCCUUCGUCCUCUCGGACGGCCUGAUAGGCGAAGACCCGGACGACGGCACGGAAGAGUGCAAGGAGAAGAGGAAAAUGUGGGUCAGUUGCCCGUAUCACAAGAGGAACUUCACACUUGACGGCAAGACUCCCGGCGGAUGUGCGAACGACGAAGAGGUCAGUAUUGCGACGUUUGAUGUGGAAGAGAGAAGUGACGGGUGGGUUUACUUGAAGUUGCCGAGUGUGGCGGAGUUGGACGCCUUGCUAGGGACCGAGAGGUGGAAGGUCAAGAAGGAGGAGUCGGAAGAUCCGUUUAAGGACAUGGACAAAAAGAUUAAUAGUAGUAACAAGGGACGGAAGGCUGUUAAGCCCACCGAGGCCGCGGGUGGGAAUGGAAGUCCGACGGAGAAGAAGAUCAAUGGGCUAGAGUGGUAGAAUGGGCAUGGGUGUACUCUUUUUGUGCUGUACAUAUAUGGUUUUAUUCUCGGAGUUUUGUAGAACUGUCCUAGGAGAUACACGAACCUCCUGUUAAAUUUCAGCUGCCUCUCUUCAACAUCGCUCACUGAUAUUUUUUUUCGUUGAGCAUUCUUACUUGGCGAGAGCGCAUCGUAACUUCUGUGUA